AUGGCCAACACAAACCAACCCGUCCGGGCUUGCGUAAUAAAAGUCGAUUUAAAGUGUUGUUCCGGUUGCCUAAACAGAGCAAAAACAAAGCUACAGAGUCUCCCCGGCGUGACCGCAGCGGAGUAUAACGUAAAAAAAGGGCUCAUGACAGUCACAGGCGACGUCGACCCUAUGACUCUCGUUCAUAAACUUACAAAACCGAAAAGAAAAACAGAGCUUGUGUCUGUAAAUUACAUGCCUGAUGAAGAUCUCACCAGUGAUCAUGAAGAUGAAGAUGAAGAUGAAGAUGGAGAUGAGGAUGAAGACGACACUUCUUCUUCUGAUGACACUAGUUCAAAUCCUGAUCCUAGACCCAUGGAACGUGCACCCCAAGUAAAUACGAGGCCCACUAUAAAGAAGAAGGAAAGGAUGGUAAGAAAGUAUCUUCUGUUAGGGUGUUUACGCAGCAAACCAAAGGUUGUUCAGCCUUUCCCAUUGGCAAAGCGAAUGUUCGGCUCAACAAGGUUUGGGAAUGGUGGUUCUGAUCAUGGCGGCUAUGGCAAUGGUUUAGCCAAUGCUAGGCGACCUCCACCUCCGUUUCAUGGACCAAUGAAUCUACAACAACAAUAUCAUAUGAUGAUGCAACCACGACUACCUCCACCACAAUUUCAAUUUCAAAUGAAUGGAGCACCGCCAAUGCAUAUGAUCCAGCCGCAGUCAGGUCCACCACAAAAUAUACCAUAUCAUUGGCAAAUAGAUCCACAAUACAAAGCUAUGUUCCCACAGCCACAGCCACUGAAACCUGAUCCGAAAAUGUUGGUCAACAAUGGUAUACAUUACUCCAACAAGUGAUUCCAACCGCUUUGAGUUAUAUAUAGCCCACCUAAGGCUGCUACUACUUGUUCUGUUGAUUGUGUACUUAGACGUUAUUAUUAUACUAAGCAAACGAAUGUUAUUUUAGUGGUUUUUUUUUUUUUUUUUUUUUUUUUUUGCCGAUUGCAGGCACGGAACAUUGUUCAAAGUCUUAGGCCAAACCUUCUAGCAAAAAGAAUUUUUAAUAUAACAAGAAUCUGUCUGAUUCAUUCAUAACCAUACGGUUGAAACAUAAAAUUAUGUAUGUGACUUAUUGCUAGACAGUAGACUCUAUAUAUCUAGUUUAGUUUCUCUCGGAGGAUACUUUGUCUUGAGAUUUGUUUGUAGUGCAUAAUUUUAUUCCCCCUCCUCCCCUUUGGAGGCUAAUGGAAGAAUC
Brassica napus (rape) is the source of this 1228-nucleotide messenger RNA. RefSeq lists its product as uncharacterized. The transcript has 3 exons. Gene Ontology annotation, molecular function: metal ion binding. The coding region runs from base 1 to 831 and encodes 276 amino acids. Lineage: Eukaryota; Viridiplantae; Streptophyta; Magnoliopsida; Brassicales; Brassicaceae. The record is from RefSeq and is a predicted model, not a curated record.